CGGUUACCUGUUAGAUCUACCUUGACAACACCAAACAAAACGUUUUUGGCACGCAAGUUUCUUUUAAAUAUAUAAACUAAAUAUAUAAACUAAUAUAAGACAAAAACUCAAGCAAUAAUGGCAGAUAAGAAUAAGGGUAAUGAUGGCAAAGAGAAACGCCGCAAAGAAUCAAUUUUAGAUUUGUCCAAAUAUUUGGAAAAACAAAUACGAGUCAAAUUUGCCGGUGGACGCGAAGCAUCUGGCAUUUUAAAAGGUUAUGAUGCUUUACUUAAUCUUGUGCUGGACAACACAAUCGAAUACCUGCGAGAUCCCGAUGAACCGUUCAAGCCUUCGGAAGAAACAAGAAAUCUGGGACUUGUUGUUUGUCGUGGCACAGCCUUGGUGUUGAUAUGUCCGCAGGAUGGUGUUGAGGCUAUACCAAAUCCAUUUAUAACACAAUAAUUGUGUUUUACUAUUAAUUCAGGCAAAUAAUGUAUUUUGGAUUUUAAAUAAGUUUUUUUUAUUUAACAAAAAGAUAUGGAAUAAGAUGUUAAUAAAUAAUUAUUUUUAACGAUA
Molecule: messenger RNA, 555 nt
Organism: Musca domestica (house fly)
Lineage: Eukaryota; Metazoa; Arthropoda; Insecta; Diptera; Muscidae
Gene: LSm7
Product: U6 snRNA-associated Sm-like protein LSm7
Exons: 2
Coding region: 118-441 (107 amino acids)
Biological process (GO): nuclear-transcribed mRNA catabolic process; mRNA splicing, via spliceosome
Cellular component (GO): catalytic step 2 spliceosome; U12-type spliceosomal complex; Lsm1-7-Pat1 complex
Molecular function (GO): RNA binding
Source: RefSeq, a predicted model, not a curated record